Messenger RNA from Annulohypoxylon truncatum, 1524 nucleotides. Its product is annotated as cytochrome P450 monooxygenase. Bases 1 to 1524 code for a protein of 507 amino acids. The record is from RefSeq and is a predicted model, not a curated record. Gene Ontology annotation, molecular function: iron ion binding; heme binding; oxidoreductase activity, acting on paired donors, with incorporation or reduction of molecular oxygen, reduced flavin or flavoprotein as one donor, and incorporation of one atom of oxygen. The transcript has 6 exons. NCBI's taxonomy places the organism in Eukaryota, Fungi, Ascomycota, Sordariomycetes, Xylariales, Hypoxylaceae.
AUGUCUAUUACGAUGCACAUUUGGUUCUACCCCGUUCUAGUAGCGGUGGCACUCUACUUCUAUAGAGCAGGAUACAUACUGAUUCGUAGAAGGGCAUGCGCCUACGACUCGCUUCCACAGGCGAACAGAUGGCGCUUAGGAAUAGAUCUGCUAGUGAUGACCUUGAAGGCAUCUGAUGAGCUGCGCUUGAUGGAAUUCUUCAUGGACAACUUUCGCCGACUCGGCAAUACCUUUCGCCAGUCUGUAGGGAUGAAUACAUCCAUCCUCACCAUCGAACCGGCCAACAUAGAGGCCCUGCUCUCAUCCAAUUUCAAAGAUUGGGGUUUGGGUUUUCGGCGUACCAUCUUCCAUCCACUGUUAGGCGAGGGGAUCUUCCUCCAGGAAGGCGACGCAUGGAAACAUUCACGCGAUAUUUUGCGCCCGCACUUUUACCAUCGCCACUAUGAAGACCUGGAAAUCUACCGACCGCACGUAGACAAUCUUCUAGAAGCGAUUGCUAACGACGGCGCUAACGUGGUGGACUUGGAACCGUUAUUCUUCCGCUUGACGCUCGACGUCACCACCGAGUUCUUGUUCGGUGAGUCUGUAUGGAGCCAGCGACCGACUUCCAGUAUAGUCGGUCACGAUUUCGAAGGCGCGUUCGACUUGGCGCAAAGCAUCUCGGCCAAAAGACUCAAGUUCCAAAAGUUAUACUGGCUCGUCGACGGCAAGCGAUUGCGAAAGGCCUGCAAUAUCAUCCACCAAUUCGCGGAUAGUAUCAUCAAAAAGACGCUCGCGGGAACCGCCGACGAUGCGCCCAGUUCGAAGAAACCCCCAUUCCUAAAGACCGUUGCGGAGCAAUUCCCAGACCGAGACAUCUUGAGAGGCCAAUCGAUCAACAUCCUUACCGCGGGCAGAGAUUCCACCGCGACUUUCCUGGCGUGGGCCUUUUUCCACCUAGUGAGACACCCCGCGAUCAUGGAAAAACUCCGCGUAGAAAUCGCCGAGGUCGACGAGACUAUCGCACCGCUAACGCGCGCGGAUCUGCUUCGGAUGACGCAUCUGCAGAAUGUCGUGAAAGAAGUUCUGCGACUCCACCCCCCAGUCCCCCUAAUCUCGCGCACGGCGCUUAGGGACACGGCGCUACCGACGGGCGGCGGGCCCGAUGGUAAAUCCCCGAUCAUAGUCCCCAAGGGAAUGAGCGUGCUCUACAGCGCCUACUGCAUCCAGCGGCGACCCGACCUCUACGGAAUGGACGCCGAGGUGUUCCGGCCCGAGAGAUGGAACGAAGAGCCUCUCUGCUCCCGCGACGCGACGCACCGGGGCUGGAUCUUCCUGCCGUUCGGUGGCGGGCCGAGGACGUGUCUAGGGAUGGACUUCUCCCUUACCGAAGGCGCGUACGCCAUAGUGCGUAUCUUGCAGCGCUUCCCGUCCAUUAGGCUCCCGGCCGGCGAGCAGGUCCAAGUGACCGGGCAGGAGAAGCAGGCGAUCACGAUAUCUCUCAGGCCGGCUGAGGGAUGCAGAGUCGAUUUGGGUAAAGAGUAA